This is a messenger RNA of Cordyceps fumosorosea ARSEF 2679, 1014 nucleotides long. RefSeq lists its product as hypothetical. The transcript is spliced from 3 exons. Lineage: Eukaryota; Fungi; Ascomycota; Sordariomycetes; Hypocreales; Cordycipitaceae. Bases 1 to 1014 code for a protein of 337 amino acids. The record is from RefSeq and is a predicted model, not a curated record.
AUGUGUGUCAGCCUUGGUGUGACGCGACUGGAACAUAACUACUUGUUUGUCUUGCACGGCACCCGAAAGAACUGCCACUUUUUCCCCGACUUUUGUCACCCUCGAGUCCAUUCUGUAGUCUGCCUGCCGACAAUUUUACUCUCUUCUAACAUCCCGCUCCCGUCCGUCCAACGAGCCAAUCAGGAACAUCUUCUGUACAACUUCGUCGUCACCAUCCGCCUCUUCGGCGCGCAACCCUACCAGGCCUCCCUCUCACGGUCAGAAGAAAACAUGGCGAGCACAGCCGACGCUGACACGGCGACGGUCGGCCCGGCCCAGAUCGCCGCGCUGACGGUCAGCAUAUUCGCCAUCGUCGUCUUCACCGGCAUCAGCAUCUACCUCUGCGGGGAGCGCAAGGGCUGCAACGACUGCAAGAAGGCUACGCAGCAGGCGCUACGAAGGCUCUCGCACAUCCACCACCACCACCGCAACCGCCACAGCCCCUCGCGCACGCGCAUGCUGGCGACCCAAGACCCGUCAGUGAGCAGCAGCGACCAGGGCGCAAGAGAAGGAGGGCGAUUCUUUAUAAAGUUCAAGGCGGCAUUUGGCAUCAAGGCCGCGUCUGACGCCGGCGGCGUCGCAGCCAAAGGGACCCCGUUGUCGACGACGUCCGUGGCGGCGGAGGAGGUGCUCAUCCAGCAACCGAUGAUGAUGCGAGCCACGUCGCCGCGGCAACCAGGCGGCGGCCACCCGGGCGCGGGCAACCCGUACAGCGGCACGGAGGAGUUCCAGGCUGCUGUGCACAACCUCCUGGGCUACCAACCCGGCGAGGUGCAAGAUUGGUAUUCUAGUAGUGAGUCGGACGACGACCACAGCACGCAUAGGCAGCUGCAGCCGGAGCACGGCGACGGGCACUUCCCGGAGGCUGAUCAUUGUGGCGCCGAUCUGCCCGCGUACGAAGAAGUAGCCCAGCCGCGAAGGUUCUCGUGGCAGGGGCAUGAAUCCGACUACCGGCCGGAGAAGAGGGAGGAGUAA